UGUUUAAGACACAAACCUUACAAACCUAAAGAAAUUAAAAAUACAUUCAAAUAUAAAUUGUUUGUAAAUGAGAGACACAACGAAAGCAUACUGCUCCUGUUUCUUUAACAGCCCGCACAACCUUCAAAAAAAGAUUUGGCAUCGUGACUAAACUGUCAAAGCCCAGUUUCCGGUUUGAUUUCAAACUAAAAGCACAGAGGCUAAAUACAAACAGCAGGUGAGGGAAAAAAAGAAGAAAAUAAGACAAAACCUAUUUAAUUUUUGUUUUUAGUUAAAACGGACUGUCUUCUAUUGAUAACAUCUGUACACCGAAGCUGGGAAACACACCUUUUCAGGUGGGCACCUGAGAGCAGAUGAACAAACAGUGUGUCUGCAUAUAAAACCAAUAGUUAACAUUGUUCCGUCCACAUAUUAAGAGAUAUUUGAAGUUUGAAAAAGUAGCCUAACUUAAGCCGUGUAGCCUCGCAUGUAGGCGUCGUGACUACACAAUGGUCGAGCUUCUACCUUAUUGUGAAGGUCGGAGGUAUACACAGACCGGAAGCUCAGAUGGACACAUCUGGACGAGAUACUUUCGUUUAGAACCUUGCCUGUUUGUCUGCGUCCUACAGCCGCGCCCCUUUGUGUUACCUGAGCCCGACUGCUCCAAGAAGUGUUGACUUGAUCCUGUUCUGACUUGUUGGAAGGAGAAAUAACAACCCACGAGUUGUUGGAGUUAAAUCAGAGAGUAAAAGUGUUUUUUCUGUUCCUGCACCCGCGACGACAAAGUGAAAGUGAAAGUACACUGAAGGUACGACGGCGGCUGCGGAGCAUACCUGUGAUUAUUCUGCUGCUCUGCAAUGGGUUGCUUUUAUUUCCUGGCCUCGUUCUUAUUUACCUCCUGCCUCGUUCUAGGUGCUGAACCGCCUACAAAAUAUGUCCUCAAGGGGACGGGGGAGAGCUUGAAGCCGACCUUUUCUGGACAACCAAAUUCAAUUCUGUGGAAACAUAACGGAAACAAAGUGGUGGAGUUUGACAGCAGAGAGGAACAGGUGUACGGAGCGUACAAAAACAGGAUCACUCUCGACUGGGUCUCGGCAGAGCUCGAAAUCACCGGCCUCAAGUUAGAAGACAGAGGACUCUAUGAAGUGGAAGUCGACAUCAACAACAUGUUACAUCUGUCAGAAUUCAAACUGGAGGUCAUAGACAAGGUUGCCAUGCCGACCAUAUCUUGUGAGUUAAACAAAGACGGUGGCUCCGAUGUUUCUGAGGUCCGAGCGACGCUGCUGUGCUCUGCAGACCCCACCCCACCUGAGUCCAUGAUGAAGUUUGAGUGGAGAGCACGGGGAAAAUCACAACCGGGACACAAGUUUAAUAUUUCUCUGGGAGACGAACGAGAUAACGAAGAAUACAGCUGUUCAGUCAGCAACCCUGUGAGCAGUGAGACGGCGACAUUCACAGCAAAGGAUUGUUAUCACGAUAAUUCAUCUGUAGCUGUGGCUGUCAGUCUGGCUGUCGUUGGUUUAAUCGUACUCGUGUUGAUCAUCAUCUUCUGCAAAAAGAGACAAAAAGCAUGUUUUGCUAAAGGACAACAGGAUGAUGAGGAGAAACAGACUGAAGGCUCAGAUAAGAAGAAGGCUCAGGGAGGUGAAACCAGGCCUCUUCUUACUGAAACGCUUCCGUCUGAUCAGCGACUCAGUGUGAGCUACUCUCCAGAACCUGUUGUAGAUACGGAGCCACGAAAAGGUUUCGUCAAAAAGGCGAUACACAACAUUGAGAAGGGUAAAAAACCUCAACAGCCUCAAAGCAUAACAGAAACUUUAUCUCCUCCUGCCUCUCCGUUUGGGAACUUAAUCUCUCCAAGUCUUCAUGCUGACUUCGACAGAGGUGAUACAGAUGCAGAUGUGAUGAAUCUCUCUGGAGAGGAAAAGAUCUCACAGCCUGAGCACUCAAACUCUGAGGAGACAAAAGAACCAGAGUGUGUUGGUUUGUCUGAUGAAUCUGAACAGCCAGAGAAGAAUCAAGGUGGGGGUGAGGAAGCAUCGCCUGUCCCACCCACAGAUCAAACCUCUCCAGAUGAUAAGCUAAGUCAAGAUGAGGACCUUAAGGACCCUGCUGGGGGUCAAAAGAACGGGUCUGACUCAGAGGAGGUCAAUAAAGACACUCAAGAUGAAUCUGUCUCACAAACUGAUUCAUCAGCAUGUUUUGCUAAAGGACAACAGGAUGAUGAGGAGAAACAGACUGAAGCAGCAGCCAGCUCCCACCAGGACCAGGCUCCAGCGGCAGCCAGCUCCCACCAGGACCAGGCUCCAACGGCAGCCAGCUCCCACCAGAACCAGGCUCCGGCGGCAGCCAGCUCCCACCAGGACCAGGCUCCAACGGCAGCCAGCUCCCACCAGGACCAGGCUCCAACGGCAGCCAGCUCCCACCAGGACCAGGCUCAAACGGCAGCCAGCUCCCACCAGGACCAGGCUCAAACGGCAGCCAGCUCCCACCAGGACCAGGCUCCAACGGCAGCCAGCUCCCACCAGGACCAGGCUCCAACGGCAGCCAGCUCCCACCAGGACCAGGCUCCAACGGCAGCCAGCUCCCACCAGGACCAGGCUCAAACGGCAGCCAGCUCCCACCAGGACCAGGCUCAAACGGCAGCCAGCUCCCACCAGGACCAGGCUCCAACGGCAGCCAGCUCCCACCAGGACCAGGCUCCAACGGCAGCCAGCUCCCACCAGGACCAGGCUCAAACAGCUCCACCAGGACCAGGCUCAAACAGCAGCCAGCUCCCACAGCAGCCAACUGUUGGAGCAGCUAACACAACACUGACAUUUGGCCACAUCAAAAAAAGUGCAGAACAAUAAAAAGAAAGAGAGGAGAGUGCAGGCUCCGUGCAACCACAGCCUCUGUAUUAUAAGGCUCUGCUUUCAACAUAACAAAACACCCUUUUAAAAAAAUCCUUCUCGACUCCUGCGCAUAGUUAAGACAGCAAAAUAGAGCAGAAUCACAUCAGCUUCAGA
Molecule: messenger RNA, 2987 nt
Organism: Labrus bergylta (ballan wrasse)
Lineage: Eukaryota; Metazoa; Chordata; Actinopteri; Labriformes; Labridae
Source: RefSeq, a predicted model, not a curated record